CACCAGGUGUGGUGGUGGUGAUGUCUCAUGAUACCAGACCCAACAGCAAUAUUGAUCAGUGGUCGUGGCGGGAGGCAAGUGUUGGCUCAGGUCUUUAUGAUGUAUUUACUCAACAGGUGUAUCAUUACAUGGUGUAUAAAAUGUUAAUAAUACACUAGUCAAGCUUGACGUUGUUGUGUACCGGACGUGUGUAAACGUGUGUGGUAGAGCGCACGAGGCAGAAACAAAUGGGCAAAGUUUCUUUCACCCUGAAUGCCCCUGUUACCUAGCAGUAAAUAGGUACCUGGGAGUUAGUCAGCUGUCACGGGCUGCUUCCUGGGGGUGGAGGCCUGGUCGAGGACCGGGCCGCGGGGACACUGAAGCCCCGAAAUCAUCUCAAGAUAACCUCAAGCGGAGGCCAUGAUGCACACCUGGCGGCUCUUAAGUGCUUGCAACACUCAUCAACGUCAACUGUAAGUACAUGUGGCAAACAUGUUUUCCAAAGUGUUCCGAGUUGAUAAGAAGUGCGGCGGGCGAGGUGGUGGCGGGCGAGGCGGGGGUGCGCUAGAGCGCCGGUGGUCGGGGAGCGAGCACGGCCCGGCCUACUACCCUCUGGUGCACUCGUCCCUCAGCCAACACUCGCGGAGCCUCGCCCUCCACGACACCGGGGCCGCCGAGUCCCUGGAGCAGGAGCUGGACCUGCUGGAGCUGGUGUGCCGGAGUGACAGCCUCCACAAGAGGCUGGACGAGCUGCAGGCCAAGUAUGAGAGGAUGGACGACGGCCUCGACACACUCCACACUCACGCCGACGCCGCCGAGCGCUCCCUCACCGUCUUCUCCUCCACCAGGAACACCAAGUCCUUCGAAGGAGAGACCAAAAAACCCAACUUUUUUCGGAGGUUAUUUGGCAACAGACUGUCUAAGAGUGAGGACGAUUUGUUGGAUAAAAGGCCGUCGUGGUCGCCAUCAUCGUCGUCAGGGAUGCACGACGACGACACGGGUGAGAGCGGCCCGCUCCCAACCCUGCCCGUGAAGGAGCGACGCUCGGCCAGUGAAGACGUGUUAUCCUGGCGUUACCUCGUGCGUCUCGGCCGGGAGAAGCGCCAGAGCUGGAGUGCCCAGGGUGGCCUGUCCGACCCCAAGACCUCCCAACAGGACUCCAAGGCCUCCCAGCAGGACCCCAAAGCCUCCCAGCUGGACCCCAAAGCCUCACAGCAGGACCCCAAAGCCUCCCAGCAGGACCCCAAAGCCUCCCAGCAGGACCCCAAGGCCUCCCAGCAGUACCUGAUGCCCCCUCCCAACGUGCAGAGUAGCCAACAAAAGUUUGGACUUAAGCGGAAGAGAGUGAUCCGAGUGUACAACCUGAACUCCCUGGACCAAAGAGAGGCCACCAUGGGCUCCACAGAGUCGUGUAGUGACUCUACAGACUCUGAGAAGGAAUUCAAAUCCAGAUAUGGUGGCACAAGCUUGUGGAGUGGAGGCCAAGGUGUGGCAGCCUGCCUCCACCACGGCCUGGGGCUCCAUGCUGCAGGUGGAGACACGACAGUGUCGCCCGUCACUCGUCGACUCCCACAUGAGGUCACCACCAAGAUGGAGGGCAACAUGCAAACUGUCAAUACAAACAUUGUAGACCCACAAGAUGGCACUGAGAGGAAAGGAGGAGUUGACACAGAUGGUAAUGUUAGAGACAUGAGUGUAGGGGAAGGAAAAGGAACAGUGCCCAAGAGAGGGGAGAAAGGAAGGAGCACAUGCGAGUCUCUGCAUAGCUCACAUGACUCUCCACACACGCACGCUUCAUGCACCAGUAUGCGCACCUCGCCACAUGAUCCACGCACAGUUCAACCAAUCUUGAAGUAUGCAGAUAAGUGCUCGGAGAGCGAGUUGGCAAACGUAAAUAAAACGGGAACUGCCAGUUCCAACGAGGUUCUCCUCGUUACUACUCCAAGUGCUCAGAAACAUUACAGGACUCCUAGCUCCCAGGAAAACUCCAAGACAACUACCUCACAGGAACUUUCAUUUCCAAAGACACUAAGCAGUCAGGAACUGUCGAAAAGUUCCAGCUCUGGGGAACUUGGAGAGUGUAUGGCUAUCAGCUCACAAGAACUGCCCACCAGACUACCAACCACAGCCUCCAUACAGGAGCUCGACCACUUCCUGACAGCUAUCAUUAAGAAUUUGGAGUCUCAGCUCGAGUCUGGAGGAACCAUCGCCCUCAGACCUCGAGCAGCAACACUGGAUGGCACCAAGAGGAAGAGGAAGAAGCGAAAGGAAGAGGAGGAGCAAGAGGAGAUGGAGGUGACACAAGUUAAUCCCAGGCGUUGUAAGAGGAUGAGUGAGUGUGGUGCGUGUGGACGUGGUUGGGUAGAGCCACGCCUCCUCCCUUGCCUGCAUACCAUCUGCACGCCCUGCCUCCAUGCCCGUGCCACGCACAUCAUGCCCACCAGCCCCACACCAACCUCCAGCAUCACAUCAACCACCAACACAAUACCCGUGUGCCACCCCAACACCACCACCAACCUCCUCCCUACAUCCACACCUGCUCCUGACACCAGGAGUGCAUCCCAAGAGCACUCGCUCUCUACCACCACCACCACCACAACAGCACCCAUCAUCACACCUACCACUACAGCCACACACUACAUCAGCACCACACCCACUUCCACCUUGAGCUACAAUGGGAGCCAGUUGAACCGCCACUGGAAUGGAGAUGGCUCCAGCUGCACCAGGCUCUCUCUGAGUAGUGGCAGCAACAGCAGCACCCUCAGUGUCAGCACAGACCUCCGCCAGCACCACCACCACCACCACCACACAGCUGACCGUCACCAAGAACCACCCAGCAGCCUUCAUGAAAAUCAAGACACUGUACCUGAGGAAAGUCGAGACAAUCAAAGAGAAGGUCAGCAUCAAUGGACUGCUUCCACAGAUUUGGAUUCUGUUAUUGAACUUCUAACAAACCUCUCUCCAAAUUGUUCCAGUAAUAAUAAUCGUACUCCGAAAGUGACCCUUACAUGCUCCUCCGAGUUGACAAGUGAGGAUGAUACAGUCUCUCCAUCUACCACAAUAGACUCUAGAUGUUCCUCAAGGACAAGAUCAAGUUGUGAGAGCAUUCAGAAAAUCAAAGGAGUGUGGAUAGUUUGGUGUCCUGAAUGUGGAUACGAGGCCAAGGUUCCUACUGGAGGCGUCGAGUGCUUUCCACUCAACUAUGUUCUCCAGAAGCAGCUGGUUCUUGAAGCUCUGAACUCAUCCUCAACAACUGUCUACUGUGACCUCUGCCAUGAUGAUGUAGUGGCUGAAGAGCGCUGUGACAGCUGUCCAGUGAACCUGUGUCGACUCUGUAGUCAUGCGCACACACGACAGAGACGCACAACUCACCACACCGUUAUAUCAUUACAAGAAGCCAGAAGUUUAGGUAUAAGAGAGGUAGCUCACACUCUGGUCUGUGCCACUCAUGGAGAAGGAGAGGUUCGGUGGUGGUGCCGAGGAUGUCAUGAGCCGCUCUGUGCUGCUUGCCUCGCCACCCUUCACCGUGGACACCCAACUGUCACUGUGGACCAGGAGGCACCCCAAGCAUGCAGAAAGCUCACAGCAUUGCUUGACCAGGCUUCUUCCAGAAUGAAUGAGCUCUUGAGCACAGUUGAGGAUCUUUCUGGUGCUGCCACAAGAGUACAACAACGAGGUCGUAUAGUUAGUGAUCAAGUCAACGCCUUUAUAGAUGACUACAUAAUGGCUUUGGAGGAGCACCGGCACACACUUCUUAGACAAGUGCGCCAAGCAUGCGAACGUGCUCAGCGAGGCAUUGUGACCGAGUCUCAGAGAGCAGGUCAAACAGCAUCUUGGUUACGACAGGGCUGUGACCUUACACACGACCUCCUCCACCAUGCUGGUGAUGCCGAAGCCCUUGCUCUGGCCCCACUUGUCACGUGCAGAUUGCAGACUCUACUUAGUGAGCAAGUGAAAGGCUGUAUGCAAUGGGAGAGGUUGGCACUCCUUCGUGAGCACCGAGCUGGCAAGGUGAGAGGUCAUCGCAUCCAGGGAGUGAUUGCUGACGCUCCUGCUCACCCUCAAAACACUAGACUAAAGCCAUUAUGUGAUGUGACAAAUUUAAGUGCUGGGUCAAGAAGCUCGGCGUUGGUGGUAGCUCGAGACGUUGAUGGCCAGCCGAUAACUCAUGGCGGAGAAGAAAUAUCUGCAAGUGUACUAACAAAAGAUGGAGCAACUUUGUGUGGUUGCUCAGUUAGAGAUCGUGAGGACGGGUCGUACGAAGUCAUAUUUAUUGCUCCUGUGCCGGCAGCAGCAGUGUUGCAUGUUACCAUUCAAGGUGUUCAUGUUCAGGGAAGUCCUCUGGAACUAACAAUUACAUCAGCAGCUGCAGGCACGAGCAGCACUAGCGGUGGGGACAGUAUCAGGGAUGCCAGCCAAGCCAUGACUGGUCGACGGCACACUGGUGUCUUCCACUGCUGCACCUUCUGUUCCAGUGGUGGCGAUAAGACUGCCUCCUGUGCAUGUGGGGCCACCAUGCCAGGAGGAUACCAAGGAUGUGGCCACAACCAUACUGGACACCCUGGACAGAAACACUGGUCGUGUUGUGGCCAGACCAGCCCAUCGGGUCCUUGUACCAGACCUCCUUCGCAGUAUUAUCAGGUCACACUCUGAAGGUGCACCCAACAUAACUGCCUGACAGUAUUACUACCAAACCUGCUAUCUAGUCUUACCAACCUAACUCCAUAUUUCCUACAUAAUGGAAUGGAGCAGGUGCAGUCAUUCAAGAGGCUUUCAAGCACCUAUGCAUACUUUUAAGUGCCAGCGACUUAAACAAAUGGCAGCUCAAUGCAGACACCAUCAAGAUUCCACUACACACAUGCCACAGAGCUCCACAUAUAGCCUCCAAGAAAUCUAAAAUACCCCUGGGGAGAGGAGUUAAUAUAAGAGAUUCUAUGACUGGAUUACAAAGGGAAGCCCAUCAUUCACUGUAAUUACAUAAUGUAAAAAUUUUUGUUCCUGGGUAGUCUCCAAAAUAUAGGAAAUGGCUAUUGUUCCCGCUCGAAUUUUGCUUUUGCCUUUGCCUCAGAUAAUUUAGGGAAGAUGUCAUGAUGCAACCUGUCCUCAUACUAGGCUGUAUAAGGCAGUGACUGUCCUCCCUAGACGCAUUCAUCAAGUUUAACAUACUGUAAUGUGUAUUAAAAAUUGGUUUGUUAUCCUAUAUAAAUUAAUAUUAUUAAGACAUAAAAAUUCUAUGUAUAGCUAGGCAUAGGUUAGAUUAGGUGUUUAGGUUCUAAUAGUGAUUAUUUGUAUUUGAUGUAUGUGGUUAAAGCAUUUAAAGAAUUGUAGUUCAAACGGAGGAUGUGAGCAGAGCACUUGUUUCGGAAGUGUUUGGAUGUCAGCCAUUGUGAGUUGUUUGUAAACCGCAUUGCAUUCAUAAACGGGGUUUGGCAGCUGGUUUAACGAACUUGGAUCUUUGUAUGCGAGGACAAGCUGCGUGAUGGUAUACUUGAAGGCUGCCGACCCCUUAUCUAAAGCUGUGACACAAUAUUUCAUAAGUCAGCAGCCUUCAGAUGCCAACUUCAAGACAUCUUCCCAAAACUACCUGAGGCAAAGAUCAAAGUAAAUUUUAUUAGGGGGGAAGGGAUAAUAGUAGUCAUUUUCUAUACUUUGGAAGCAGAGACUAGAGAUGUUAAAUAUGGCAAAACUAAAAGACACAAGAGGUAAUGUGAUCACUACAUACAAAAUAGUAACAGGAUUUGACAAAAUUGACAAAGAGGACUUCUUCAAACCUGCAACUUCAAAAAGAGUCAUAGUCAUAGAUUCAAGCUAAGGAAACAAAGGGGGGCCCAAAAAUAUAUUAGAAAGUUCUCAUUUUGCAAACAAAUGGUUAGGGGCCACAACCGUCUGUAGUUUCAAAGCGUUAUAUGACAGCCUACUGAGCAAGUACUCUUGGGCAAGUUAAUGAGAGAAAGAACUGAAGAGGAUUGUAGGGUACUGCAAGAACUUAAACUGCAUGAGUGGGCAGAUUCAAGGUGAACUGCUGGAAUUCAAUCCAAAUACUGUAAGUGCAAAGUAAUGAAAGUAGAUAUGGGAGAUAGGAGACACAUAUUCAACUAUAUCAUAAGGGGGAAGACAAUUACAAGAAACAAAAAGAGAAUAUACUGUGCUGGUGAAAGAACACCUGAAGGUAAGAGAAUUAAUAAUUGAUAACCCACAAGAAGUGGACAUAAUGGCUCUUAAGAUUUGUAAUGAGGAUGAUAAUUAUGAAUGCCUACAGUCCACCAGCAAGCAACUCAUGGACAGAGGAGCUGGAUGACAAACGAGAGGGCCACAUAAUGAUAAUAAGAGAGAUUGCAGUAAGAGCAGAGAAAGAUAAAUCAUGAUUGUUGCUUCUUGGUGACUUCAAAAUGAAAUCAAUAGACUGGGACGCCUAUGAAGCAAGAAUGAAUGACAUUUGGAGUGGCAGAUUUGUGAACCUCAUCUUAAAGACAUUUAUGUACUAACGUGCUAAACAAGCCACAAGAAUGAAGGAAGGGGAUGUUCCAUUGAUGCUAGAUUUGAUAUUCACCAGGAAAGAAGAGAUAUUUGAUAUUCAAUACCUUUCUUCCUUGAGUAAAAAUGACCAUAUCCUUCUGGAAGCAAAAUAUGCAGUGCGUUAUAAUCUAGAAAAGAAUGAGGAAAAAGCAGUUGAAAUGCUUUAUUUCAGGAGAGAACAUUAUAGGGGAACUUAGCAAGUAUUUUAAAGAAUUUGAUUGGAAAGAUUCCAUUCACCUGGGCUGUAUGGGCCUCAAACCAUGGACCCCACGCGUGUGAGGCCGACGCACUAUCGACUGUGCUAUGAGUAGUCUUAAAAAGGAAAGUUUCUAGAAGUAACAUCCUGCUGCAUAAUGGAAGUUUUUACUUUCCCUGACUACUACUGAAGCACAGAAGAAUUACUAACCCACGUCAGAGGAAUUACUGACUCACGUCAUAUAAAUUGUCAUCCACACUCCGUGGAAAAUAAAAGUACCAUUCACCAUUUUGGUGAAUGGAAUGUUUCAAAAAAUUCAAAAAUUCAAGAUGAAAUGUUUCAAAAAAUUCCAGCUUGGCAGUAGGAUGCUGCUUCUGAAAACUUUCCUUUUAAAAAGGAAAGUUUUAAAGCAACUUCAUACAAUGCAGUGAAGAAGACCACAGGUGAGACACCAUCAAAGAAGCCACCUGAAUCUCAUACAAAUGAGGAAACGAUACACACACAUCGGAAAAACUGAUGGUAUGUCGAACCAGCAAGGUAUCUCAUCGGCCUGACCUGCCGAAACAGGCGGCGCCAUGGAAAAAUGCCUGGGUUUGGACAUCGAGCAUGUAGCACUUGAAACCAAGGCUUGGCCGGCCACCAUAGAACCAUGAGAAACACACUCUCCCGAUAGGAUUCCAGCUGAGCUAGAGCUCGGAGCAACAGCCGGACCAGGGGGAAAAGAAGUACAGGAAUCCCCACCUCGACCAAUCAUGCCGAAAAGUAUCGACCAGCAUCCACCGCGAGCCUCACAGGCAGAGAACACUGCCACGUACAAUGGGAGACGCCAAGACCAGACCGACACGAAAAGGUUCACCUUCGGGCAACAGUAUGUCCAGGAAAUACCAAAGGAGGGAAUCGGCAAUGACUGUCCACUCCGUCUACCCAAAGCAACCAGCCCUAAAAGGCCACGGAACGAAGAGACACCCCCCUCCCCCACUUGGUGGAAAAUUGGAACCAAUGGGGAGCAGUCCAAAUGGAGCCAGAACAUCAAGCCCCAAGAAAGCCAAAUCUGCCGCAGCACCUGCCACACCACCUCAACUCGCACACCGUGCUGUGAGCCCAACACGAGGAGAGUCGACAAUGCCCCAGGCCGGACUAGUGAGGACUGGUCACAAAGCCUUGACUGAGACACGAGGCAUCCGGACACACCAAGCGAGGGAAGAGAAAGACACCAUGGGACCAAACCCCCUAAAACCCCGAAGAGGAAGCUGGUGAUGCAGCAACCAGUACAAGGACACCGGGGAACGAAUCCAGCGAAUGUGAGAGCGGUGAAAGAGGCUGCUCUAAAGAUACCAGAACAGCCUCCAAAGCCAAACUCUGCCCAAUAGAAAACUAGCAGAACAAAGUUCAGGCACCCGCACAGCUGCACGAGCAACUGCAGAGUGACCUGUGUGCCCCUCAAAAACAGCUGAAGGCGGGACUGCAACCUGAGCAAAACCGCAGAAGAGAAACGAAUGCAGUCCGAGAACCCCCACAUUAGGACCAGCCAAGGCCAAACCCGGCACAGAAUCAACUGGGACUUCCGCCAAGUUACCAGGAACCUGAAUCUGGCAGGCUGGGAAAAACCCAGAACCCCGGCUAAGACAAGCAGACCAACAGGGAGACCACACCAACCAGUCGUCGAGGCAUGCUGCCAGCCAGGAAGACACUGGAACCUCGGAACGCACCCGAGCAGAAGAGGAGCUGAACUCAAUCGAAACCGGAGACACGUAAACCUGGUCUAGCAGGAGGUAUGUACCAAAGGCCUCCUGAACCAUCGCAGGGAUAUGCCGAGAGGAAAACUUCAGAAUAGAUGAAUCCAAGGAACCCAAGGGCACCCAGAAACGAACCUAAGGGGAAGGGAGCUUUGCCUUCCGCAUUUGCCUGUGGAUAAGACACACAUUAGUGGUUUUUAUUAUUAUUAAUAUUUUAUUUAAGUAUAAAAAGUGCCCAACAAUCAACACUGUCAUAAUACAGACGGGAGACAGAGUACCGUAAGCUAGGGAGCUGGAGGAGCAAACAGGGCAAGGGCGCUAGGCACAAAAUGGGUGCUAAUAAUGAAAUACGUUCCAGUACUGAAAACAAGCCAAAUUAUUACCGAAAACAGCGUUACGAAGAAGAAAAUAUUGAAAACAAGCCGAAUAACCAGUCUGUGAACACAAGAGUGAGGUAAUAAUAUACAGAAGACUAGAGGCCAGCAAUCUUGUCUUGUGUACAGUCUCGUACACAAGACAAGACUGCCCACCAGGAACACAAGACCGGGAGACAUGACCACCAGCCUCUCAACAAAGAGGCUCAACAACCUUUGCUCAAAUAGAACUAGGACCCAAGCAGGAUCAAAAAGGAGCCCCAAGGAACCCCCACCCUUCCCCGAGUCUUGGGAAUCCUCAACAAAUGCCUCGGGACAGAGAUCUCAUCCACGCCCACCUUCCCUGAAGAAAAGGUGGAGUCCAGGGAAAGGCUUCCAAGAAGGGAGUCUGCUGGGUCAACUCAGAAGCCCCGGUAGAAAAACAUGCUCAACUAUCUUAGCGCCCGAAUCAGAAAGUGCAGCCCCCGAAGCCACCCGAGCCUCAUCCCGAACUAAACUCUGCCCUGACUCUGAAACCCUCAGACGAUUGGGAGCUGGAAGCAGGGGAAAGGAGCAGGGCAAACCAUGCCCACCUGGUAAGGAAGCAUGGGUGCGGAAGGAACCAAGGUCGAAGCGACCAACGCCCCCAAAUCCUGGUCCCUAAAACCCAAGCGAGGCAGCUCCAACUGGGCAACCAACCUGGCUCUGCAUUAAGGAGAAUCGAGCAUGCAACACAGCCACUGCCUGAUCCCUGAGAUCAACAGACAAGGAAUGAGGAAAUUGAAGUACAAGCUGGGAACAAGUCCUGGGUCGUAGGUGUUCCCGACCCAACAGGCAACUUGACGGAGGCAGUAUGGAUGAUCGUCUCCCUGAGGCAAGGGAGACGGACAACCUUCAACUUUGCAUAAGGAGAGAGUGCGCUUGGAAGAAGUAUCCAUGGUACGACCAAGCCCACGGGGGGUUUGCCAGGGCUUAUAGGGUGAAUGAGUCCUACGGGAAGCCCAGGCAUUGGGGCCAGGUAAGCCAGAAGAACUCUGUCAGAUAGCAGGGGAACUGACCACUAGUACCUGUAGCAGAGGUGAGACCUCGGGGGCAAUAGAGGACCACCACCAACACCACCUAUGCUAGCUUAAUAAGAAGCUAGGCAGACCACCUCCAUCCACAAAAGGCAAAAAUGUCAGGAAAGAAAAAGAAAACCCCUGAAGACACACACUACAAACAAACUGGCAGUCAGAGCAAAACAUCGGCUGCUGCGUUGAAGUAAAGCAGUCUGUGCCAGCUGCAGUGGUCCCCACCCAGCCCAUAACACUCCCCUACCCGAGGCAAGACGGAAAGCCUAAGACCCCCGACGUACCCCCAAGGGCAAAGACAACUUCAAGCAACGAAGUCCUUAAAUGGGGAGUUAUUCCCGAACGCCCCAGGGAAGAUAACCCUGACACAAUUUUAGUACUCACGGAGCACCUAAGGAAGGUCACCCCUAGGCUCGUGCGGCUCCUGUGCACUAAGACACCUGGCCACCACACCAAACACAGGAACAGCCACACAGGGCAAAAAUCCAGAACAGGAACUUGAGGCCAGAAGUGACUGAUCUGACCAACAGCACACCAGUUCAAGAACUAAGGGACAUGGGGUUGCUAGCUCCCCCUUACCCUCUUCAGAGAUGGGGGGGGGGGGGUAGCACUAACUAGGAGUGCUAGUUGGAUGAAGUGUUGCUUGUUUUCUUUCUGUGAGUUCUUUUGCUCUUUUUGGACAUAGGUCACAAUUUUUACCAGAUUGUGGUCUGUUUUGUUUCGCCUAUCUUUCUGGGUGCCUUUCCCGGUCGAUGACAAUUAUGACAUACUGUACUUCAAAUGUAAAGUGCUCAUAGGCCAUUGUUCCCUGUGCAAUGGCCUGGCCCCAGAGUGGGGGGCCAGGUUCUGUCUCGUGGUCCCCGGUAGGCAAAGACUCCUGUGACUGAUGACCCCAAAAUAACAUACAGUACACAUGUCAGUUUGGAUAAUUUCAGGGAGCCAAAUGGGGCUCCCUACAAAGGCUUUUAACAGAGUCCCACAUAAGAGGUUGUUCUGGAAACGAGCAUAUUGGAGGGGUGACAGGAAGGUUUCUGAUAUGGAUGAAAAAUGUUCUGACAAAAAUGAGGGCAGUAAUCAGAGGCAAUGUAUCUGACUGGAGUGUUACUAGCUGUGAGUAUACUGCAGGGUUCAGUUCUUGCACCAGUAAUGUUCAUUAUAUAAAUGAUGUACUAGAAGGAAUACAGAAUUAUAUGAACAUGUUUACUGAUGAUGACAAGAUACUAAACAAGAUAAAUUUAUUCUGAUUAAAAAAAAAAAGAUAUCUAGGGUUAGUCAUCGAUAAAAAAAUAAAAAAACUGCCACCCAAGGACCACAAAGAACAUUGUGCGAGGAGCACAUGCUACGCUUUCCAGCUUUACAAUCACUUUUAAAUACAUGGAUGGCAAAAUAUUAAAUUAUUCAUGACCUUUGUGAGACUAAAGUUGGAAUAUGUUGCAGUUGAAUGGUGCCCAUAUUUUAAGACGUACAUCUCUGAACUAUAAAACGUGCACAGAUAUGCAACUAAAUGGGUUCUAGAACUUAAAUAUAAGAAUUACAAAGAAAGGUUAGAGGCAUUAAAUAUACCAAAGCUAGAAGAUAGAAGAAAAAAAGUGAUAUGAUAACUGCUUACAAAAUAGUAACAGGAAUUUAUAAAAAGUGACAAGAAUUUGUUAAACCUACAACUUGAUAGAAUCUGUCAUCUUGUUCUAAAUGAAAUAGCUGAAAAAACAAAGGUCACCUUUGCAGAGUGCUAGAUGGAACAAGUUAAACGGUGGUGGUGGUGAAAGCCAAAGCCAUCAGUGAUUACAAAGCAUUAUAUGACAGUGCUGGGGAGACGGGACACUAUGACCUGUAACUACACUUUGGUAAUUGCACUCACCCAAACUAUGUAUAUGCAUUUUAAUAGUGAUCUUGGCACUUACACGUCUUGCUUCCCGACCGUCCCUUGCGGUCACUUGUCUCUUGAUAGAAUUCUUGGUGAAUUGGAUACAUUUGAUGUCAUUUGCCUUGUGGGUUUCUGUUCUCAUAUUGGCUUUCUUAGUGAUAUUUAGCAACCUAUGGAUAUCCCACACAUUUGAUGGUGCUACAUAGCCUUCCCAGCUUGGUGCCUUCUUUUGAUAAUUACUUACUCUGUUACUGGAAAAUGAGAGAUCAUAAGCUUUGCUUGUCACCUCUAGGGUCUUGACUGUUUACCCAAGACUUGAUUCUUUUAGAGAACUGAAAGCCAAGAGAGGUUAAAACUCAUGAUCUAUAUGUCAAUUCAGAAAAAGGCAAUAUCCAUAAGUAUACUUGGCAAGGGCUAAUCAUUCUUGAUGUAACUAUCAACACAAUUUACAAUACAGCACUUCUAGAGCUUGGCAGGUGUGGAACAGAACGCUCAAACAUUUUCUAAAGCACUUUAACUAUACGAGUCUUGUGGAACUACUACCACCAGAAUUGAAGUACUGUACAUCUUGUUACACCACCAGCGGAAUAACAGCCUGAGAAACUGCAACCUAAUUUAUGUAAGUGGAUGAUGACCGUCAUCAAGAGUAAAACUGCUUCCGUUUAGAAAUCCAGUGCUCCAUGUUAACACACUCAUGGGCCAGUCUUUAGUCUAAUUGACUCUUAAAUACUUGAAAACAAUAUUCAAUAAGAAUGUUUUUUCUUAAUUAAAGGCUGCAAUUGAAUAAUGUAAGACAAAUAACAGUAUUUUUACAAAAUGGAAAAAAAAGAGCAUAAUGUACAAAUUUUAAAAUUAAAUAUUUUCAGAGUUGUGAAUAUUUAUCCCUUUUUAUUGUAUACCAAUUGAAAUAGACAUUUAUUUAUGUAGUAUGCCCCCCCCCUACAAAGGCAAAAUUAUCUCACUUGCAUGGUCCCAUGAGUGAGACUGGCUAGUCCAGGUUCUGGAGUCAUAUGCCUAAUUUAGCUAGACACUUUAAACUAGUUGGAAAUUUAAUAGUUGGCGAGGAUCACAUUAUACCCUGGUAAUUAGCCUUAAUUGAAACACUUCCUACAUAGAAUUAAUCUUGGCUGUUAUAAAUUACUGUAUUUGCUUUUCUGCACAAUUUACCAACAUUAUAUUAGUGCAUAACUGUGCAGCAUUGUAAAUGCAUAAUUUGCUAAAGUAUUUAUGGUAAUUGGUAAGCAAUUUUAAUGUAUAAUACUUGAAAUUUCAUAGAGAUUGAGGAAUUGAAAUUUAAAUCCAUUUAAAUUCCUAUUAUAUAAUAAAACUGUUCUGUA
This is a messenger RNA of Procambarus clarkii (red swamp crayfish), 13051 nucleotides long. The record is from RefSeq and is a predicted model, not a curated record. Lineage: Eukaryota; Metazoa; Arthropoda; Malacostraca; Decapoda; Cambaridae.